AUGAAUGAGUGCUUGGAUUGGUUUGUGUUGUGUUUGCAAUACAUUCAGUAUUGAGUGAACGGUUGAGUGCAUUGAAGACAAUAAGUCACAUCCAAUCGCAUCCCAUCUGAAGAUAUGGUCGAUUCCGAUAAAUUGAAUAUCGACUCAAUUAUCCAAAGACUUCUCGAGGUUCGCGGAUCGCGUCCGGGAAAGAAUGUCCAGUUGUCCGAAGCGGAGAUCAAAAGUCUUUGCGUCAAAUCACGGGAAAUAUUUCUGAGUCAACCCAUUCUUCUGGAGUUGGAGGCGCCCCUCAAGAUAUGC
Molecule: messenger RNA, 300 nt
Organism: Medioppia subpectinata
Lineage: Eukaryota; Metazoa; Arthropoda; Arachnida; Sarcoptiformes; Oppiidae
Source: the annotation of a GenBank genome assembly